This is a messenger RNA of Cannabis sativa, 956 nucleotides long. Its product is annotated as ycf3-interacting protein 1, chloroplastic. Gene Ontology annotation, biological process: photosystem I assembly; response to photooxidative stress. The coding region runs from base 1 to 771 and encodes 256 amino acids. The transcript is spliced from 6 exons. The record is from RefSeq and is a predicted model, not a curated record. Gene Ontology annotation, cellular component: chloroplast thylakoid membrane. NCBI's taxonomy places the organism in Eukaryota, Viridiplantae, Streptophyta, Magnoliopsida, Rosales, Cannabaceae.
AUGGAGAAAAUGGGUACCCAAUCCCAAAUUCAAGUGCUUCAGCUUCUUCAACCAUUGCCACUCUCACAGAAAAGAACUCUCAUUUUCAAUGGAGUUCGACUCAACUCGAUUCCUUUCAAGCCAAGUAGCAAUCUUUCUCUUCAAAACCCAAAGAAGAGACUUUCAAUCGUUCUGGCAAGUGGGGAAGACACAGCUUCGACUUCAACUUCAGUUUCAGCUGAGGAAGCCACUGAAGCUGAUCCUGAAGACCUCGAAUACGUUGGCCAAAUCAAAAGGGUAUUAGAGCUUCUUCGAAAGAACAGAGAUAUGCUGUUUAGUGAGGUUAAGCUUACCAUCAUGAUUGAAGACCCAAGAGAUGCAGAGAGAAGGAGAUUGCUUGGCAUUGAAGAAUCAGAUGGCCCAUCAAGAGAAGACUUAGCUGCUGCUUUGGAAGAAGUGAAUGAAGGAAAAAUACCAGAAAACCGUGUUACUCUUCGUCUGCUCGCAGAAGAAAUGAUGCAAUGGCCCAAUCUUGAGGUUGAAGCAGAAAAGAAAAAACCAAGCAAAUCCCUAUAUGCUAAAGCGACAGAUACUGGUAUUGAUCCCCGAGAGGCUGCUAGGAGACUCAACAUGGAAUGGGAUACAGCAGCUGAGAUUGAAGAUAGUGAUGACAAGGAAGAGACAGAAGUGCCUAAGGCUUUGGGUUAUGGAGCACUGUACUUAGUCACAGCUUUUCCGGUCAUCAUCGGCGUUUCAGUUGUAUUGAUUCUAUUCUACAACUCUCUCCAGUAGAGAAAGACAUGAUUCAUUUUAACUCACAAUGUAUAAUUAAAUUACAUGCCUUGUAAUGAAUCCACUGUAUUCCCUAAUUAUGAAUAUGAAUGAUUUAGUUUUGUAAUAUGAAAGCUUCCGUAUCAUAUCAUAUCACUAUUUCUAUUUAUGUUGCAAAUUUUAUAUGUGACAAGUUGAAGUAAGCA